CACUUUGGCAGCAGUGCUGACUUAGUAUUCGAUGCUAUAGUUUCUAUUCGACUGCCACGCUCAAAACAACUCAUUCACUUCCCUUAAUACAUUCCCUUGCGUAGUAUUAUAAAAUGAGUACAAUAAUACAUUUAUGAUUUUUUUAAACUGUUUGCUAUACUUGUUAUUUCUUUUAAUUUAGUUGAAUUUAAGUUUUAAAAUAAAAAUAAAAACAGUGCAUCAAAAAUGGAAAAAAGUACAAAUAUUGAUUUUUAUAUGGAUAAUUUAGGGGACUUCGGAUCAUACCAACUGCGGCAGUUUUUACUAAAUCUAAUGUCAGCAUUCACAGCUGGUCUACACAUGAUGGCUUUAGUCACUGUUGCUGCUGUACCUGACUACAAUUGUUUGAUACCGGAAUUAGAAUCGGAAUCAAAUAUAACAAAUUGGAUCGUGGCACCCAAAUUCAAUAAUGAUUCGUGUCAAGCAAUAAUUAAUUAUAAUAAAACCAUUAAUUGUGAAAAAUGGUCAUUUAACGAAACAUAUUACGGGAGUACUAGAGCUACGCAGUGGAAUAUGAUUUGCGAUAAUCGAUGGAUGGGGUCUUUAGCACAGAUGAGUUACAUGUUUGGAGUAUUUACCGGCGCAGUUGUGCUUGGAAGUCUUGCUGAUAAAUUUGGCCGUAAAAAGAUUUUCUGCGUUUCAGCUGUAGCACAAUUAUUUCUUAGUGUUGGAGUAGCAUUUCUUAAUAACUAUUGGAUAUUUAUAGCUACCACAUAUGUAUAUGGAAUUUUCGGUUCAUCGGGGUCUUACAUUUCUGGAUUUGUUUUAACUAUGGAGUUGGUAGGACCCUCAAAACGUUCAAUGUGUGGAAUUCUAUUUCAAACAACAUUUGCUUCUGGUAUUAUGGCCGUGGCAGCGUGGGGAUAUUUCGUCAGAGAUACCUUUUUACUACAAAUUAUAUAUGGAUUACAUAGUUUAAUACUAAUUCCUCAUUUCUGGUUGAUUGACGAGUCUCCAAGAUGGUUGUGGGGCCAAGGAAGGAAAGAAGAAGCAAUUAAAAUUGUACAAAAAGCACUGAAAACCAAUAAUAACACAACGCCAAUAUUAUUAGAAAAAGAACAAAUGUUGUCAUUAAAUAAUGACGAACCCAUCAAAGAAAACAAUCAAAAUCGAUCGUAUUCGAUAUUGGAUUUGUUCAAGACACCAAACCUGAGAAAUAAUACGAUCAAUGUUUGUCUUUAUUGGUUUGCUGCUAGUUUUGGAUACUAUGGUAUUUCGCUACGAACAGGAAAUCUACCAGGGAACCCAUAUUUUAUGCUUUUUGUGAUGGCAGCUGUGGAAAUUCCUAGUUAUGUAUUUGUAACAUUAUCAAUGGAUCGUGUGGGAAGACGAUUUCUUAGCAGUUCAAUGAUGAUUGUUGGAGGAACUGCUUUGCUUAUUUCUGCAUUUUUCCCUUCGGAUCCAUUAUCACAGUCAAUAUCUACUGGUAUUGUGUUCCUUGGAAAGUUUUGCAUAGCCGGAGCUUUUGCUAUUAUAUACAAUUAUACUGUAGAACGUUUCCCCACUGUGGUCCGAAACACCGCUAUUGGACUUGGAAGCAUGUUCGCGCGUCUAGCCGGUGGUUUUACUCCUUUAGUUACUCUACUGGAUGUAUAUGACGUAAGAGCCCCUGCAAUAACGUUUGCUCUAGUGACCCUUAUGUCUGGAAUAUUGAGUACUCUACUUCCAGAGACCCUUAAUACAGUAAUGCCACAAACCAUGGAAGACGGUGAAGAAUUUGGGAAAGGCGAUACAUGUUUUACUACUGGAUGUUUUGGACGAUCAAAAAAACCGCAGUCGAAACAAAAAGAUAUACCUCUUGAAGAAAGUUACUAAUUGUAAAUCAAAACAACAAGGAACUUUAGUAAUCUAGUUUUUAAGUUAAGUUAUUCUUAUGUAAAUUGUUUUUCAAAUAUGUACCUAUAUUUUGGAGAUACAUAUUUUAUUUUACAUUUUACAUUUUAUAUGUAAUUUAUUUUUUAACUCA
Molecule: messenger RNA, 2005 nt
Organism: Metopolophium dirhodum (rose-grain aphid)
Lineage: Eukaryota; Metazoa; Arthropoda; Insecta; Hemiptera; Aphididae
Product: organic cation transporter protein
Exons: 10
Coding region: 226-1854 (542 amino acids)
Biological process (GO): transmembrane transport
Cellular component (GO): membrane
Molecular function (GO): transmembrane transporter activity
Source: RefSeq, a predicted model, not a curated record